Molecule: messenger RNA, 921 nt
Organism: Solanum tuberosum (potato)
Lineage: Eukaryota; Viridiplantae; Streptophyta; Magnoliopsida; Solanales; Solanaceae
Product: random slug protein 5-like
Exons: 4
Coding region: 1-921 (306 amino acids)
Molecular function (GO): phosphatidylinositol transfer activity
Source: RefSeq, a predicted model, not a curated record
AUGAAUGAGGUUAGAAAAUUAAUUGGUCCUGCUCUUAACAAAUUUCCAGCAAUGUGUUCGGAUGCAUCAAUUCAAAGAUUUCUGAGAGCACGAAAUUGGCAUACAAAAAGGUCAGCCAAAAUGCUCAAAGAAGCAUUAAUAUGGAGACUAGAAAACAAACCAAACAUGAUCCGUUGGGAUGAUAUUGCUCAACAAGCAGAACCUGGAAAAGUUUACAAAGCCAAUUAUUUUGACAAAUAUGGAAGGACUGUGCUUGUCAUGAAGCCUGGAAUACCGAAUCCUUACUCAGUAGAGAUGCAAAUGAGAUAUCUAGUUUAUUGCAUGGAGAAUUCCAUAUUGGAUCUAAAAUCUGGUCAGGAGCAAAUGGUUUGGUUGAUCGACUUUGAAGGAUGGAACAUGUCUAGCAUAUCAGUAAAAGUGACUAGGGAAACAGCGCGUAUUCUGCAAGAUUGUUAUCCAGAGAGGCUAGGUCUUGCAAUCCUUUAUAAUCCACCAAAAGUUUUUGAGUCCUUCUGGAUUUUGGUAAAACCAUUCCUUGAGAAGAGGACAUACAAGAAAGUGAAGUUUGUGUAUCCAAAUGAUGUGGAUACUCAAAAAGUAAUGGAAGAUUUGUUUGAUAUGGACAAGCUUGAAUCAUGUUUUGGAGGAAAAUGCACACAAGGUUUUGAUUAUGUCACUUACUCUAAUCGCAUGAGAGAGGGGGAUAAGGUGAUGACUGAUUUUGUUAUUUCUGGUGCUCCUUUGCCCUCUGAUCAAUACUUGACAACAUUAGACAAUGGUUUCGAAUUGUCUGAGGAUGGUAUAUCCUCUACUGAUGAAACAACAUCGAAUUUGGAAAGUUCAGAUGAGACUGAAGAUUUACAGAUGAAUUAUAACGAUGAAAUCAAAGUUGAUCCAAAUGCUUCAAAACAAAGCCAGUAA